UACUAAGCCCAAAAGUGAGAUGACCCCCGAGGAGUUGGCCAAGAGAGAGGAAGAGGAGUUUAACACAGGACCAUUGUCUGUCCUUACACAAUCAGUAAAAAACAACACACAAGUUCUCAUCAAUUGUCGGAAUAACAAAAAACUCCUUGGAAGAGUUAAAGCUUUUGACAGACAUUGCAACAUGGUGUUAGAAAAUGUUAAAGAGAUGUGGACAGAGGUGCCGAAGACGGGCAAGGGGAAAAAGAAAUCAAAACCAGUAAACAAAGACAGAUACAUUUCAAAGAUGUUCCUCCGAGGAGACAGUGUUAUAUUGGUUCUUCGAAAUCCACUAGCAACACAGAAGUGAUUAUUCUUGUUGCAGAUUAGUUACAUGGGUUAAGUCAAACUUGGGGGGGAGGGUACAAAGAUUUCAGUUUGACUGUGAUCACAUUUUCAAUAGCAAUAGCUCAGUAAAUUCACACCAGAAGAGAAGAAAAUGAGUGUAAAAAGAAGGGGUUUUGCAUUCCAUCAAAACAUUUUUCACUUCUUAUUAGCAUCAAUUUUGAUGUCAAUGCAAAGCCUACAAGAGUGUGCGCCUGAUUGGCUACCAAACCCUAACACCUAACAAUCAGACCAAUCAAAGAGCAGCUUGUUGACAUGUUUUAUCAGCGUAUCAAAUUCUGCCUUGUGUAUAUGCUUCGACUCAACUGCCAUUUUGGAGUACCAAAAUAAGUGAAAAAAAAGUUUGGCCAAUUUGAAAAUGAGUAUCACAAUUGCUCUAUUAAAAGCAUAUCUCUGAUAGAAGAGCACAUAAACCAAAAAUAGCGUUUAUUGUAUGCUGGAUCAUAAAAAUAUAUAUAUACGCCUUUGUCAUUUUCAUAAGUACAUGUCCUACUAAUAGAAUGAAUACAGUACAAGCACCUUGGACCAGUUUUAUUUGCACAGACUUUGGUGUGAUUUGAAAGGAUAACCUGAAAGAAAUUGAUAUAAAAAAACAUGCUUUCUGUGGUGAAGAGAACCAUGCAAGAAAUUCAACUUGUCUGAUUUUUUUGUGGCUGACAAUGGACAGUGUUUUGACUUGUGUGUACAGUUUUUGUAAAGUUUUGAAAUAAAACUUUUUUUUUUUCAUUUUAACAA
This is a messenger RNA of Saccoglossus kowalevskii, 1116 nucleotides long. Its product is annotated as small nuclear ribonucleoprotein Sm D2. NCBI's taxonomy places the organism in Eukaryota, Metazoa, Hemichordata, Enteropneusta, Harrimaniidae. Gene Ontology annotation, cellular component: small nuclear ribonucleoprotein complex. Gene Ontology annotation, molecular function: RNA binding. The record is from RefSeq and is a predicted model, not a curated record. Gene Ontology annotation, biological process: RNA splicing.